Solanum tuberosum (potato) is the source of this 1862-nucleotide messenger RNA. RefSeq names its product putative dual specificity protein phosphatase DSP8. The transcript has 6 exons. NCBI's taxonomy places the organism in Eukaryota, Viridiplantae, Streptophyta, Magnoliopsida, Solanales, Solanaceae. Gene Ontology annotation, molecular function: phosphoprotein phosphatase activity. Gene Ontology annotation, biological process: protein dephosphorylation. The record is from RefSeq and is a predicted model, not a curated record. The coding region runs from base 758 to 1606 and encodes 282 amino acids.
AAUUUUUUCCACAAAUUUCGUUCUACUGGUCCAUUUUCUUCUCUUCUAGAUUCCUCUCAGUUCAAUCUUCGAAAAUCUCCAGUUUUCUUACAAUUAUCAACGAAUUACCCCCUCAAAAUCUCCAUUUCUACACAAUCUCCUGCUUUUUCUCUCUCGAUCGAUGUAAUUUUCACCCAAAAUUGUUAACAAUUCAAUCGCCCAAAAGUAUUUUUUCUUUUUAUCAGUUUUAGGGUUCAAAUCUUUAGCUUCAAUCAGUUUAGUUGAGUAGGAAUCUCGGAAAUGAAGAUCGUGUAUGGUUUUUGUACAGUUCAGUGUUAAUUGUAGACCCCCAAAUUUUCGUUUUGAUCAAUUUAGGGUUCAAUCUUUAGCUGCAAUCGGUUUGGUUGAUUGGGGUUUGUGGAAAUGAAGAUCGUGUAUGGUUUUUUUACAGUUCAAUGUUCAUUGUAGAACCCCCAAGUUUUCAUUUUGAUCAAUUUAGGGUUCAAUUCUUAGCUUUGAUAAGUUUAGUCUAACAUCAGUUCAGUAUUCAUUGUAUAGAACCCCCAAGUUCUCGUUUUGAUCAAUUUAGGAUUUUAAGUCUUUAGUUGUAAUCAGUUUGAUUGUUUAGGAUUUUGGAAAUGAGGAAUUUUCGUCUAGCAUGUAAUAGAUUUGUUUGAUUUAUGUAUAGUUCAGUAUUCGGUGUAGACGCCGUUGUUUUGAUCAAUUUAGGGUUCAAUUUUUAGCUUUGAUCAGUUAAGUGGAUUAGGAGGUAGUGGAAAUGAAGAUUGUGGAAUUGGAUGGCUCGUUAAUAGAAGGUGAUGGUAAGUGUGUGAACACUGAGAGACGGGUGAUUGUUGGUGUUGAUGCUAAGAGAGUGUUGGUUGGAGCCGGAGCUCGGAUCCUCUUCUAUCCGACACUUUUGUACAAUGUUUUUCGUAACAAAAUUCAGUCGGAGUUCAGAUGGUGGGAUCAAAUUGAUCAGUUUCUCCUUCUUGGAGCAGUUCCAUUUCCAUCGGAUGUCCCUCAGUUGAAGCAGCUUGGUGUUGGUGGUGUAAUAACGCUGAAUGAACCUUAUGAAACUUUGGUACCAUCAUCAUUGUACCAUGCCCAUGGAAUAGACCAUCUUGUUAUUCCAACCAGAGAUUAUCUUUUCGCACCCUCUUUCAUGGAUAUAAACCGAGCAGUAGAUUUUAUUCACAGGAAUGCAUCCUGUGGUCUGACUACUUAUGUGCAUUGCAAGGCCGGAAGAGGAAGGAGCACAACCGUUGUGCUUUGCUAUUUGGUCGAAUAUAAGCAUAUGACUCCUGCUGCAGCGCUGGAAUUUGUCCGUUCCAGAAGACCUAGAGUUUUAUUGGCUCCUUCUCAAUGGAAGGCUGUUCAAGGAUUCAAGCAGCAGCGAAUGGCAUCUUCUCCACUCUCUAGUGAUGCUGUGUUGAUCACUAAAGCAGAUCUUGAAGGGUAUCAUUCUUCUUCUGACGAUAGUCGUGGUAAGGAGCUAGCCCUUGUUCCCCGAAUUGCAAGAACACAACCAAUGAUAGCUCGAUUAUCCUGCCUCUUUGCGUCACUGAAAGUAUCCAGCAGCUAUGGACCCAUCACCAGGCAACUGACCGAAGCACGUGCCUGCUAACUGCUGCACACUCAUCAGCAGAGCUUCCUUGUACAGAAUAGGUCUCUGCUUAAAUAAGUUCCCAAGAGCUUUAUAUCUUUGAUUCUGUAAGAGUUUAACAUCAAGGGAUUCUGAAUACAGAAAAAAAAAACUGUUGAAUGGGUCUUUCAACAUUGUAUAAACAUGUGCAGAGUGUAUGACUUUUGGUUUCAUUUGUAAAUAUUUGGGUCAUUAUCACUCCCUCCAUUUCAAUUUAUGUUAACAUAGUUCGAAUUGA